Messenger RNA from Trichoderma citrinoviride, 1650 nucleotides. RefSeq lists its product as hypothetical. The transcript has 3 exons. The record is from RefSeq and is a predicted model, not a curated record. Bases 1 to 1650 code for a protein of 549 amino acids. Lineage: Eukaryota; Fungi; Ascomycota; Sordariomycetes; Hypocreales; Hypocreaceae.
AUGGUUUCCUCACCAGAUCUCAACGAUCGUGACAAUCAAAAGGCCUCAAAUUCCUCACGCAAGCGGCCAAGCGAAGCAUCACUGGAGACACCGCCUUCUCCCAAACGACGCAAGCCGCACUAUCCAUCAACGAUCCCCUCGAGAUUUUGGGACAACUUGUCAGAAGUGCCGCUCACGCGGAACGCACUGCGAGAACUAGACAGGAGACAGGAGCAGAGGGAGAGAGCCUCGCACGACGCAGAACAGGAUCAACCGCGCGUCUUAAGGCUUACACGAAGCACACGACGCUCGCUCGUAGAAGAGAAUUACCGCCAACAGUCUGCUGACCAGCUCCUUGGCCAGUUUUCGCCAGCCUGUUUGAAGGAAGUCAGACGGUUCUCAAGCCACGGAGGUCCAGACCUAAGUGAUCUGAUAGGGACCAAUCCCAGCCAGAAGAGCCCUGUGACAAGGAAAAAGUCCGUACACAAUAGCAGGGCGUCGCCGUAUUCCUUGAGAAGCACAAGGGAAACCACGCUCACAUCGGCUCGUACAAAAAGCACCGGUCCGUAUGAUCGUGCAUUCCAGCAACAUCUCAUCGACCACCGUGUCUAUCCUUACGGAUAUCAGGAUCUGGAUGGGGAGUUGCAGCCGAGACCUGAGAACAUGAAUGACAUCUCUCGAGAAUUAGCUCGACCUAGGGCGUCUCUGUCUCCAUCCAGAUUUUCGAACGAGGACUUCCACAAAUUCCAGAUGGCUGAUAUAAAUGCGGUCAGAGAGACGCAGGUCAUGUCAAAUGUUAUCCCAAAGAUUGAAGGAGAUACCAAGGACUAUCGAAGCGUCGCUGGAGAAAUCCCGUUCACAAAUCUGGAGCAUUUGACCGAUGGCACUAUCAAGCCAGGCAACCCUGAUCUGUAUCAUGGCGCACGUCCGGAACAGCUCAACAGAGAGGUCCGCAGUGUGCUCAACCAUCAGAUAGUCCCUUGCACCCAGCAUGAUCUGCCAGCCGUGCCAAACUUUUUCCUCCAGGUCAAAGGUCCCUGGGGACAACCAGCAGUUGCCUAUCGACAGAUGUGCUACGACGGCGCGCUAGGAGCUAGAGGAAUUCAAAGCCUUCAGUCUUAUGGAGAGACAGAGAAAGUGUAUGACAACAAGGCUUAUACCCUCACAUCUAUGUACCAGGACGGCCAACUAAAGAUGUACACCAGCCAUCCUAUUCCUCCUUCUACUGAGGGCGGGCAGCCGAGCUUUUCCACAAGCCAAGUCGGGACCUGGGCGCUAACUGGUACUCCGGAGGCCUUUCGACAGGGCGCUGCUGCGUACAGGAACGGCAGGGACUGGGCGAAGCGCCAAAGAAAUGACGCUAUCAAGAAAGCAAAUGAGAGAGCAAGUCGGGCAGGCCAGGCAGACGACGGGGGAAGCCAAGUGCCCGUGUCUGCCCAAGACGUCGGUGUGAAACUGGAAUUCACAAGCCAGAUAUCUGUUAGUAAUACAACUGCCGACGGUCUCACUGGCCUGCCGAUGCCUGUAUCUCAAGAUCUACUCUCAUUCGAGCAUGAUGUCUCCGCAGAUGAGCCGUCGCCAGGUCUUCAUCAACUAAACGCUGUGGCUGGCAGUCAUACUGCGGAUAGCCCAAGCCUGCUCAGCCAGGAGAAGCUCACUCAGGCAGUUUAG